Aspergillus neoniger CBS 115656 is the source of this 1718-nucleotide messenger RNA. Its product is annotated as PI-PLC domain-containing protein. Gene Ontology annotation, biological process: lipid metabolic process. The transcript is spliced from 3 exons. Gene Ontology annotation, molecular function: phosphoric diester hydrolase activity. Lineage: Eukaryota; Fungi; Ascomycota; Eurotiomycetes; Eurotiales; Aspergillaceae. The record is from RefSeq and is a predicted model, not a curated record. The coding region runs from base 215 to 1597 and encodes 460 amino acids.
UACCAGCCCAGCAUCCAUGGUUGACUUCAUCGUAAGACAUCAUUCCGCGCCCGGUGAUUAUUCUGCUUCUUCAGGGUCCUGAUCCAUCUGGUGCUCCAUCUGGUGCAUCUGAUCGCAUCGUGUGGUCCUCCUCGGACAGAUACACUGCUGUAUAUAUAUCCAAAACCUCCGAGCCUCCACAGACCGGCCUCUUGACUCCAGACCACCUCUUGUCAUGCGGUUGAUCGCUCACCUACUGCCGCUCCUGGCAGUGGGCGUUUGGCCUUCUCUGGCACAAGAUGAUAGCACCACCACCACCACCACGACCGGCAACAAUGGCGGCCUGACUCUCGAGGGGACCGUCACUUCGUCCAUCAGUGAAGCGACGCUGCCCACAGGCCACUACCUCUCCUACACUACCACUAUGACCCUCGACAAUGGACAUACCGUCACGAGCACCGGGGCGCACUCCGCGACAACCACCUCCAACUCUACAACAGCAUCCGGGAAUUUCACCACGACGGUGACUUCUUCGUCGCAAUCUCUCACACUGCUGGUGGGCGGACAGACUGGUGGAGUCAAUGGCACCAACGCUACUACAACAGCGACGUCCACUGCAUCGUCGACUCCGGUCGUCAACACACAGCCUUGCAAUGGCCACGCGGAGUUUUGCGCGCGCAAGUACUCCAACAUCACCAUGGUUGCUGCCCACAACAGCCCGUUUGUCAAGCCAGGCAAUGCGGCCGCCAACCAGGCGUUGGACGUCACCGCUCAGCUGGACGAUGGGAUACGGAUGCUGCAAUUUCAAACACACCUGGUCAACAACACCCUCUACCUCUGUCACACCAGCUGCGACCUUUUGAACAUGGGACCUCUGGAAGACUACCUGACGACGGUCACGAAAUGGGUGAAAACCCAUCCAUAUGACGUGGUCACCAUCUUGAUAGGCAACUAUGAUUAUGUAGACCCCGGCAACUUCACGGGUCCUAUCCAGAACUCUGGCCUCAUGGACUAUGUGUUUACACCCUCGAAGAUCCCAAUGGCGCUGGAUGAUUGGCCUACGAUGUCCAGUAUGAUUCUGUCUGGCAAGCGAGCCGUUGUCUUCAUGGACUACCAGGCCAAUCAGACGGCCUACCCGUGGCUCAUGGAUGAGUUUUCGCAGAUGUGGGAGACGCCGUUUUCGCCCACGGACGCAGCUUUUCCUUGCACAGAGCAGCGCCCGCCGGACUUGUCCGCGCAGGACGCCAAAGACCGGAUGUACAUGGCCAACCACAACCUGAAUCUCGACAUCAAUAUUGCCAGCAUUAGUCUGCUGAUCCCCAAUACUGCCUCGCUCAACCAGACCAACGCGGUCUCCGGCUACGGUAGUCUGGGAAAGAUGGCCCGCAACUGCACGGCUAUGUGGGACCGGCCGCCUAACUUCCUUUUGGUGGAUUACUACAAUUACGGCAACUUCAACGGGUCCGUGUUCGCGGUGGCCGCCGAGAUGAACAACGUGACCUGGGAUGGGAAAUGCUGCGGCGCAGCAUCUGCCGCGACGAGCGUGAUGCCUGGGGUGAGUGUGAUGAGUACGCUGCUUCUGAUUGCGGGAGUGCAGUAUAUGGUAUCGAUAUUUUAGUGUUGCUCCGAGCGUAUAUAGUGGGAGUUUGGAGUUGUGGGAUACACUUAUAUUAUGACUCACGACUGUACAGUUAGAAUUGAACCUAGUGGUUUAAUUAAAUUCAUGAACAGGUUUCUUU